GGCGGGCGCAGCCCGGGAACGGAGGCCGGGCGGGCAGGUGCGGCUGCCUUGGUGACCAUUUGUCCUGCAGUUUGUCCGGACCCAGGCUGUCCUUCUGUGUGCUGGAAUGAGGUGAACAUGUCCAUGAGCCUGGCAGGGAGGAAUCCUCCAGCCUCUUCUUCUCUGGUGCACCAGGUUGUUGGCGGGCCCUGACAUACAAGUAAGCGGGAACGUCAGAGCAGGAGGAGCAAGUGGAGCCAUCAGGAUACCCAGGCCCAUGGGGCAGGAGGCCCUGGUCACUGCAGGAUUGGGGCAGAAGACAAGAGGUGGCCAGCGGUGAGGGAGGCACCCUCCCUCCCCGCGCUCGCGCCUCGCGGCCAUGCGGUUUGGGACAGGACACCCCUGAGAGUGCAGGCACCUCCCUCUCCUACCCCUCUAUCCCUUCAGGGGCCACCUCCUGGCCCCCCACCCGGUCCCCCUGGGCAGGCUGAGUGGGGGCUCCCUGCAGGGCGGUCCCGAUGGCCGGGCUCAGGUGGGGCGUGCUGUGGGUGUGUGUGGCAGCCGCCACCCUGCUCAACGCAGGCGGCUUGGCCCGCGGGGACUGCUGGCUGAUCGAGGGCGACAAGGGCUUCGUGUGGCUGGCCAUCUGCAGCCAGAACCAGCCGCCCUACGAGGCCAUCCCGCAGCAGAUCAACAACACCAUCGUGGACCUGCGGCUCAACGAGAAUCGCAUCCGCAGCGUGCAGUACGCCUCGCUCAGCCGCUUCGGCAACCUCACGUACCUCAACCUCACCAAGAACGAGAUCGGCUACAUCGAGGACGGCGCCUUCUCGGGCCAGUUCAACCUGCAGGUGCUGCAGCUGGGCUACAACCGGCUCCGCAACCUCACGGAGGGCAUGCUGCGCGGCCUGAGCAAGCUGGAGUACCUGUACCUGCAGGCCAACCUCAUCGAGGUGGUCAUGGCCAGCAGCUUCUGGGAGUGCCCCAACAUCGUCAACAUCGACCUGUCCAUGAACCGCAUCCAGCAGCUCAACAGCGGCACCUUCGCCGGCCUGGCCAAGCUGUCGGUGUGUGAGCUCUACAGCAACCCCUUCUACUGCUCCUGCGAGCUGCUGGGCUUCCUGCGCUGGCUGGCCGCCUUCACCAACGCCACGCAGGCCUACGACCGGAUGCAGUGUGAAUCGCCACCCGUCUACUCCGGCUACUACCUCCUGGGCCAGGGCCGCCGCGGCCACCGUAGCAUCCUCAGCAAACUGCAGUCAGUCUGCACCGAGGACUCGUACGCGGCCGAGGUGGUCGGGCCCCCCCGCCCGGCGCCGGGGCGCUCACAGCCGGGCCGCUCCCCGCCUCCCCCGCCUCCCCAGGAGCCCAGUGACGCGCCCUGCAGCGACGACGAGUGCUUCUCCGGGGACGGCACCACGCCACUGGUGGCCCUGCCCACGCUGGCCACGCAGGCUGAGGCCCGUCCCCUCAUCAAGGUCAAGCAACUCACGCAGAACUCGGCCACCAUCACCGUCCAGCUGCCCAGCCCUUUCCACCGGAUGUACACCCUGGAGCAUUUCAACAACAGCAAGUCCUCCACCGUGUCCAGGCUGACCAAGGCCCAGGAGGAGAUUCGCCUUACCAACCUGUUCACGCUCACCAACUAUACCUACUGCGUGGUGUCCACCAGCGCCGGGCUGCGUCACAACCACACCUGCCUCACCAUCUGCCUGCCCCGGCUGCCCAGUCCACCCGGUCCGGUGCCCAGCCCCUCCACGGCCACCCACUACAUCAUGACCAUCCUGGGCUGCCUCUUCGGCAUGGUGCUGGUGCUGGGCGCCGUCUACUACUGUCUGCGCAGGCGGCGGCGCCAGGAGGAGAAGCACAAGAAGGCCGCCUCGGCGGCUGCGGCCGGGAGCCUGAAGAAGACCAUCAUUGAGCUCAAGUACGGGCCGGAGCUGGAGGCGCCCGGCCUGGCCCCGCUGUCCCAGGGCCCGCUGCUGGGCCCCGAGGCCGUGACGCGCAUUCCCUACCUGCCGGCGGCUGGCGAGGUGGAGCCGUACAAGCUGGUGGAGAGUGCGGACACGCCCAAGGCCAGCAAGGGCAGCUACAUGGAGGUGCGCACUGGGGACCCUCCGGACCGCAGGGACGGCGAGCUGGGCCGGCCGGGCCCCGACAGCCAGAGCUCGGUGGCCGAGAUCUCCACCAUCGCCAAGGAGGUGGACAAGGUCAACCAGAUCAUCAACAACUGCAUCGAUGCGCUCAAGUCCGAGGCCACCUCGUUCCAGGGCGUCAAGGCAGGGCCGGCUUCCGCCGCGGAGCCGCCACCGCUGGUGCUGCUGUCCGAGCCGCUGGCCGCCAAGCACGGCUUCCUGGCGCCCGCCUACAAGGACGCCUUCGGCCACAGCCUGCAGCGGCACCACAGCCUAGAGGCGGCCGGGCCCCCGCGCGCCGGCACCUUGUCGUCGGGCGGCUCCGCACGCAGUCCCCGCGCCUUCCGCGCCGAGGCCGUCGGGGUGCACAAGGGCGCGGCCGCCGAGGCCAAGUACAUCGAGAAGAGCUCCCCCGCCGCGGCCGACGCCAUCCUCACCGUGACGCCCGCGGCCGCCGCGCUCCGGGCCGAGGCCGAGAAGGGCCGCCAGUACGGCGAGCACCGGCACUCAUACCCCGGCCCUCACCCGGCGGAGCCGCCCGCGCCCCCGGGGCCACCGCCGCCAGCCCACGAGGGUCUAGGGCGCAAGGCGUCCAUCCUGGAGCCCCUGACCCGGUCACGGCCCCGCGACCUGGCCUACUCGCCGCUGUCCCCGCAGUACCACAGCCUGAGCUACUCCUCCAGCCCCGAGUACACCUGCCGCGCCUCCCAGAGCAUCUGGGAGCGCUUCAGACUGAGCCGCCGGCGGCACAAGGAGGAAGAGGAGUUCAUGGCGGCCGGCCACGCGCUGCGCAAGAAGGUUCAGUUCGCCAAAGAUGAGGAUCUGCACGACAUCCUGGACUACUGGAAGGGCGUGUCGGCCCAGCACAAGUCCUGAGCCUCCCAACCCCUCUCCCCCAGACCCGCGACGCCCACUGGACCAAAAAGGAUGCAGGAUCCACCCAGAGACUCAGCACCAAACUCAACACACGCACAACACGACAGCAACUGUGAACGCCGGGGGUGGGGGGCCCUGCAGAGGCGAGGUGGGGGCGUGGGCAGGGACAGACCCGGGGGACACGUCCCCAGCUCAUGUGGCCGCCCCGGGCAGCACAUGUCCACACACACACACACACACACACACACACACACACACACACAAGGGACUUCGGAAAAC
Saimiri boliviensis boliviensis (Bolivian squirrel monkey) is the source of this 3269-nucleotide messenger RNA. It is a transcript of the gene ELFN1, whose product is annotated as extracellular leucine rich repeat and fibronectin type III domain containing 1. The record is from RefSeq and is a predicted model, not a curated record. NCBI's taxonomy places the organism in Eukaryota, Metazoa, Chordata, Mammalia, Primates, Cebidae. Gene Ontology annotation, molecular function: protein binding. Gene Ontology annotation, cellular component: plasma membrane.